CGGGUUUUUUUCCAUUUGGGGUCGAGCGGUUUUCUUAACGCAGUCGAUAAUACCAUUUGGAUUUUUCUUUCUUUGUUUUUUCUUGUUUUCUUUGACAUUAAUAAGGAAGACCCGGUUUCUAUUUUGCAGCUGGUUUUGAGGGAUAAAGAAAACAACGUGCUAACUUGAAGAUUUUAAAUUUUAAUCUUUAGUUAUUAUUAUUUAAAAAAAUCCCUCAAAAUCCACUAAUUUGUCAGGGUUUAUUCCGCUUAUAGAACCUUACCUGUCUCUUAUAUCUUUCUUUUUGUUUCUACUGCUUUCAUAUCUGCGAUCGAAAGUGCUUUAAUUUCUCUUUACCCACUUUUGUUUCACUGCAGAUAUUGAUCCUGGCAUAUUUCAGGCAACACAUUUGGGUCUCUUGAUCUUUUACUAUUUGGAUCUGUAGUGGAGAUUUCACAGUAAAGUUCGCAAAUUGACAUGAGGAUUCAUCUAUAAGAACCAAAUACUUUGGUGGUCAAAAGAAAGAUGCAGUUCAUAUUCAAGAAAGCGCUAUUCUUUUUUCUGCUCUCCGUAGUAUUCUUAAGCUGUGUUUUGGCCGAGUCUGAAAAUGAAACUUCGGAAAAGCUAAGAUCUGCUCCACAUAAAAAUGUAGGAAACAAUGUUAUAGAUGGCAGUGGUACAGAGAAUUCCAUUGAUUUUGAGAGCACAAGUACUGGACUGGGUGAUAAGAAAGGCACUUACAACAAAGUUUCAAUAUCUACGGUUGCAUUAUUUACGUUGGCCAUGGCUGCUGCCACUGGUUUAGGUGCAGUCCCUUUCUUUUUUGUAGAGCUAGAUCCACAGUGGGCUGGAUUGUGCAAUGGAAUGGCUGCGGGGGUGAUGUUGGCUGCUAGCUUUGACCUCAUACAGGAAGGGCAGAGCCAUGGUGCUGGCAAUUGGGUUGUGAUUGGGAUUUUAUCUGGUGGCGUUUUCAUUUUGCUGUGCAAGAAGUUCUUGGAACAAUAUGGAGAAGUAAGUAUGCUGGACAUAAAAGGUGCUGAUGCAACUAAAGUUGUCCUUGUUAUUGGAAUUAUGACUCUUCAUUCAUUUGGAGAGGGCUCAGGUGUUGGAGUCUCCUUUGCUGGCUCAAAAGGUUUUUCUCAAGGGCUUUUGGUAACUUUGGCCAUUGCUGUGCACAACAUACCAGAGGGGUUAGCUGUGAGCAUGGUUCUUGCAUCAAGGGGUGUUUCACCGCAAAAUGCAAUGUUGUGGAGUGUAAUUACAUCAUUGCCUCAGCCCAUUGUUGCAGUUCCAUCAUUCAUAUGUGCUGAUGCAUUCAACAAGUUCCUGCCCUUUUGCACUGGUUUUGCAGCUGGGUGUAUGAUCUGGAUGGUUGUUGCGGAAGUACUUCCUGAUGCUUUCAAGGAAGCCUCAUCUUCUCAAGUGGCAUCAGCAGCUACGAUUUCUGUAGCAUUUAUGGAAGCAUUAAGCACUCUGUUCCAGAAUUUCAGUCAUGACUACAACUCAGAGGAUGCUUCAGGCUUCUUUGUUUCAUUGCUUUUUGGCUUUGGGCCAUUGCUUGGUGGCAUCAUACUUGUUGCAUUUGCUCUUGCAUUCCACCUUCAGCAUGCCCUUCUCAUGGGUGCAGCAUCUGGCAUUGCAUUUGUCCUUGGUGCUUGGCGGCCGCUGCAGCUACUUGUGUCUUCAAAAAUGGGGUUUAUCCCCCUUUCAUUUUUGCUUGCACUGGGAGCAGCAUUUGUCCAUGUUUCCAGUUCUAGCAUCUCGAGUCUUGCGGGUCGCAAAAGGGCAUCAGCUAAUAAUUUGCCCAUGGUAUAUGGCUUUCCUAUGAGUGUUCACACCCUUCAGUCAUUCCUCUCCUGUGGGGCAGUCGCCUUUCAUGCUUUGGCUGAGGGGCUUGCACUAGGAGUAGCUGCUCCAAAAGCUUAUGGACUUGGUCGGCACAUGGUCCUUCCGGUCUCUCUACAUGGACUUCCUCGUGGUGCUGCUGUUGCUAGCUGUAUCUUUGGCGCAACUGACAGCUGGCACAGUGCUCUAGCAGCAGCAGCUUUAAGUGGAUUUGUGGGUCCAAUAUCUGCUAUUGGAGCAAUACUCGCUGGAAUUGACUACAGCGGUCUAGAUCACAUAAUGGUUUUAGCGUGUGGGGGAUUACUUCCAAGCUUUGGAAGGAUAAUUGGGAGAGCAGUAAGGUUGGAUACAAGGAAAAGCGGCUGUGGUCUUGCAAUCGGAGUUGGGUUUGCAACACUUUGUUUAAUGUGCACCAAGUUGGUUUGCUUGCAUACACCUUACUGUAAUUCAGCUCCUGAGGCUGUUAGAUGAGUCCAACUUAACUCAAUUUACCGAAAUUACAUGUGAUGUUGGGGCCUGUAACGUACACAGCAUGUUGGAAGAACUUGUAUAGUUAGUUUAUUGGGACCCCAGCAAAAAUAGCAAAGGAUGAUAUAGAGGAAUCUCCCAUUGAGGAUGAUUUCUAUGUGAUUCAAUUCCCCACAGUUUUUCUAUAAUACUACUCUCUUUCUCAA
This is a messenger RNA of Ricinus communis (castor bean), 2498 nucleotides long. RefSeq names its product putative zinc transporter At3g08650. Bases 505 to 2295 code for a protein of 596 amino acids. Gene Ontology annotation, biological process: zinc ion transmembrane transport. Gene Ontology annotation, cellular component: membrane. The transcript has 6 exons. NCBI's taxonomy places the organism in Eukaryota, Viridiplantae, Streptophyta, Magnoliopsida, Malpighiales, Euphorbiaceae. Gene Ontology annotation, molecular function: zinc ion transmembrane transporter activity. The record is from RefSeq and is a predicted model, not a curated record.